AUGCCGUUCGGAAUCAUCGACUGCAAGAAGAUGGAAGUCGUGCCUGGCACGGCUUUCAUGACCGACCAGGAUGACCUGCCGCCCGAGUACGCCGACAUCCCUCGCGAACUGCUCAAGCAUGGAACCGGCCGCUACAAGGACGUCAUCCUCGUGCCGCAGCCGUCGGAUGACCCCAAUGACCCGCUAAACUGGCCCCAAUGGCGCAAAGAACUCUGCCUCUUCAUCGUCGGGCUCUCGGCCGCCGUGGUGGGCGCCUACGGGCCCAUGCUCUCGCCGGGCUUCGUGCCUGUCGCCGCGGAGCUCAACAUCUCCAUCGACGUGCUCUCCCAGUCGACCGCCUGGCUGAUCCUGACCAUCGGUCUUGGCCUGUUCCUCACGAACCCGCUGGCCAAGAUCUUCGGCCGCCGCCCCAUAUACCUCCUGUCCAUCAUCAUCAUGUUCGUCACGAGCGUCUGGGGCGCCGCCGUCACCGAGUACAACUCGUUCCUCGGCAGCCGCAUCGUCGCCGGCAUCGGCAUGGCCCCCUACGAGGUGCUGGUGCAGUGCACCAUCGGCGACAUCUACUUCGUGCAUGAGCGCGCCACCCGCAUCGCUGUGUGGAACCUGUUCCUGCUCACGGGCAUCGCCGGCGGCGCCCUGGUCGCCGGCUACAUCAUCCAGGACGACGGGUACCGGUGGACCUUUGGUGUGUGCGCCAUCUUCUUCGGCGUCCUGAUGCUGGCCGUGUUUUUCCUCGUGCCCGAGACGGCCUACCGGCGGAACGCCAUUGUCGUCGUGCCGGCCAGCGAGGACGGCAGCGAGAAGGGCGUCCACCACCUGAAGCUCGCCCACGAGCACGAGGAGGGCGGUGUGAACGGUGAUGACAAGGAAGGGUCCGCGGGAGCGCCGGCGAUCCCCAAGAAGCAGACGUACCUGCAGUCCCUGCGCAUCUUUACCGGCCGCUACUCGAACGCGCCCGGCUGGAAGCCCUUCGUCCGCCCCAUCAUCAUGUUCUUCUACCCGGCCGUGCUCUGGGGCUUCUUAGUCUACGGAACCGUCCUUACCUGGAUCGUCGUCUUCUCCGUCGUCAACGGCGUCAUCUUCGUCAACCCGCCCUACAACUUCAGCGUCAGCCAGACGGGCCUCAUCAGUCUCUCUCCCUUCAUCCUGACCAUCCUCGGCGAGGUCAUUUCGGGCCCGCUGAACGACUGGAUUUGCGUCUUCCUGACCAAGAAGAACAAGGGCAUCUACGAGCCCGAGUUCCGCCUGCCGCUCAUGUUCGUCUCGCUGAUCCUCGGCGUCGUCGGCUUCUUCGGCUUCGGCGCCACCGUCGAGUAUCAGACCCACUGGUCAGGCCCCGUCCUGUGCUUUGGCCUCGCCAACAUGAGUCUGGUGUUUGCCGCCACCUGCGUGUUCGGCUACAUCGUCGACAGCUACAAGACUCACAACGAGGAGGCGCUCGUGGCCAUCAACGCGCGGAACCUGCUCACCUUCGGCCUGACCUACUUUGUGAACUCGUGGCUCGCCGAGCAGGGCCCGCUGAUUGUCUUCUCCAUCCUGGGCUCGCUGUUCAUCUUCGUGGCGAUGCUGACCAUCCCGAUGUGGAUCUUUGGGAAGAAAUUCCGCAGCAUCACCGCCCGCAGCGAAUUCCUGAAGCGCAUGAUGAAUGAUGAGCACUGA
This is a messenger RNA of Thermothielavioides terrestris NRRL 8126, 1659 nucleotides long. RefSeq lists its product as uncharacterized. The transcript is spliced from 5 exons. The coding region runs from base 1 to 1659 and encodes 552 amino acids. Gene Ontology annotation, molecular function: transmembrane transporter activity. The record is from RefSeq and is a predicted model, not a curated record. NCBI's taxonomy places the organism in Eukaryota, Fungi, Ascomycota, Sordariomycetes, Sordariales, Chaetomiaceae. Gene Ontology annotation, biological process: transmembrane transport.